Messenger RNA from Caenorhabditis elegans, 1034 nucleotides. It is a transcript of the gene madf-2, whose product is annotated as MADF domain-containing protein. Gene Ontology annotation, molecular function: DNA binding. Gene Ontology annotation, biological process: DNA-templated transcription; regulation of DNA-templated transcription. The record is from RefSeq and is marked reviewed. Gene Ontology annotation, cellular component: nucleus. Lineage: Eukaryota; Metazoa; Nematoda; Chromadorea; Rhabditida; Rhabditidae.
AAAAAUGGCACAAUGGACGGAUCCAUCCCGUCAGUGCCUCAUCAAUGCCAUUCGGAACCGGCCAGUCAUUUGGGAUAAGAAUUAUUUUGGAGAAAGUAAUUAUAGAACUUUGAAGACCUCCUGCCUCCGUGAAGUGACGUCAGAGCUCAAUUCAAUGUUUCAAAUGCCCAUAAAAUUCACGUGUGAAGACGUCAGAUCUCAGUGGAAAAAUCUAAAAGACACAUUUGUACGGAAGCUCCGAUGGGUUCACGAGGGAAAAUAUAUGGAAGACGCGAUGAAAGAGCCCACUUGGAAAUUUUAUAGAAUGCUCACUUUUCUAGAUGAGAAGGAGGCGAAAAGGCUCGGCGACACGUGUGAGCACACCUAUGAGUUGGCCCCGAAUUCCACGUCGUGUGGGCAGAGAGCACAAAUCUCCUAUGAGCCCACAUCAACUGAGGAGAAAAUGUUCCAAAUGUUCAAUAAUCAACCUCCACCGCAAUUAUCACAACAGUCGAUGAUUGACUCCUCACAGAUUGCUACGUGCUCCAAUGAACCAAAAAUGACGUCAUCAUCAACAUUCGUGACGUCAUCCACGUCUUUAAAACGUGGCGUUCACUAUAGUCCGACUAGAAGCCCAAAUGGGUCGUCAAGUGGGUUGGAAGAGGAGCUGGAAGAUGAGGAUGAGCAGCCGGGCAGGAAGAAGUCAUGCCGCCGCCAGGUGUCCAAUAUUCAGCCGAUGCAAGUUAUUACCACUCCGCCAGUCGCCCAUCAAGACGAAUUUGAUCAUUUUGGAGCAAUGGUUGCCGCGAAUUUGCGGAGAAUAGCCAAUGAACAAGGUCGGAUGAAUGCUCUGCGAGUUCAACGCCGGCUUUACGAUGCUCUGUUCCUAGACGAAUAAAUUAUCGAUUUGUUUGCACAAUUUUCCUCCGACAAAUGCCAAGAUUUCGAGCCAUUUUGAUGACGAAUUUCAAAUGAAAAAAAAAAUUUGAUAAUUUUUUGUGAUAUUACCUAUAAUUAUUGUUAAUUGAUAACUUGCAAAAAAUAUUUUUAAUUGU